CACUUCACUUCACUUCUCGCUGAGCUCAAAAUCCGAAAUCAGUUCGACAAUGCUAUCCCGGAAUCAACUCUUAAUCCGAACCCUAAUUCGGGUCGACACGACGACAUUGAUACCCCGAAUCCGAUCGUACUGCGCGAACGCGGGGAAGAAGGCGAGUCUGUAUUCCAAGAUCAGCCCGCUGGGAAACCCUACAACCAGCAUAACCCCUGAGCUCGAUGAAUGGGUCCGACAAGGCAAUAAGCUCCGAUUCGCAGAGCUUCAGCGCAUCACUCUCAAUCUCCGCAAGCACAGGCGUUUCUCUCAAGCUCUUGAGGUUCUUGAGUGGAUGAAAAGGAAUGAUGCGAUCAGGUUCACUACAACCGAGCAUGCAAUGCGUUUGGAUCUUAUUGGUAAGGUUCAUGGGUUUCUCUCUGCUGAAGAAUAUUUCAAUAGUUUGAGUGAAGAAGAUAAGAAUGAAAAGACAUAUGGUGCGUUAUUGCAUUGUUAUGUCCGGCAGCUCCAAUUUGACAAGGCAUUACUCCAUUUGCAGAAAAUGAAGGAGGAAGGUCUUAAUUUAACUAAAGUUGUUUUCAAUGACAUCAUGGCCCUUUACACAAGAAUGGGGCAGCAUGAAAAAGUUCCUGAAGUGCUUGAAAAUAUGAAGAAACAUGGUAUAUACCCUGAUAAUUUGAGUUACAGAACCUGUAUCAAUUCAUUUGGGGAAAGGUCAGAUAUUGAUGGAAUGGAAAAAGUUCUAAAUGAAAUGGAAAACCAAACCCAUCUUGUCAUGGACUGGAAUACAUAUGCUGCCAUAGCAAAUAUCUAUAUUAAGGCAGGCCUGAUAAUGAAAGCAAAUUUUAUGCUUGUGAAAGCAGAGGAGAAGUUGGAUAGCAAAAAUCAUGAUGGAUAUAAUUUUCUGAUUUCAUUACAUGCUAAGCUGGGAAACAAGGCGCAGAUCCUUAGAUUAUGGGAUGCUGCAAAGAAUACUUGCAAGAGAUGUGUAAAUCAGGAUUACAUAAAUAUGCUGAAGUCUCUAGUAAAACUCGAUGAGCUUGAAGAAGCACAGAAACUGCUUCUAGAGUGGGAAACGUCUGGCAACUACUAUGACCUUCGAGUACCAUGCGCAGUUAUUACCAGCUAUAUUGACAAGGGAUUACAUGCAAAUGCUGAAAAUAUGCUUAAAGAUUUAAGAAGUAAAGGGAAAAUAGCAUCACCAAGUAUAUGGGUCAGAGUUGCUGAAGGCUACCUGAGUGAAGGUGAGUUGGAGAGAGCCUUUGCCUGUAUGACAGUUGCUUUGUCUUUGCAGGAGAAUGAAGGAUGGAAACCUAAUGCAAAGGUUGUUAUGAGAAUAAUAAGUUCAUUAGGUGAGAAGUGUAGCUUGAAAGAAGCUGAACCAUUAAUAAGUUUGCUGAAAAGAUUUAUGCCAUUGAACAGACAGAUGUACCAUGUACUGCUCAAGUCAUAUGUGGCUAGGGGGGAAGAUGUAGAUGGACUUCUGAACAGCAUGAGAGCUGAGAAUAUAGAUGAAGAUUAUGAAACAAAGAUGAUCCUUGAAAUGAGUCCUGUCAGAAGUUGAACACAGGCCCAAUCCUACCGCCUAGGCGCCUACUUCUCCCGAAAGAUCAGAUGGAGACAAUAACAGUCAUCCCAAUAUUCAUAUCUUGAACAGCUGGGAAGAGGAGUUCGUAUUGGAACAAAACUUUUACACUACUUCCUGAAGGAGUUGAAGGAAAAUAUUGUCCAAAAUCUGUUCUUCCCUUUGGUGAGGGUGGCAUUAAUGGCAGUGAAGAGCAACAGAUUUGGGGGACAAUGCCCCUGCCCAGGAAUUACUGAGUAAUCCUCAUCCCCAUUCUCAUUCCCCAAAUUUGCCUUGUUCCCGACAGGAAUAGGAAUUAGGUUCCCCGUUGAGUUUGGGGACAAUGACCUUCCCUUGAUAAUAUUGUAAAUUGGUCAGGGCAAUUUUAUUAAGUUGGUCUCUUGAUUUGAAAAUCACAAGAUUACAAGUUCAUCUUUGGAGCAACUUACUGGUUUGAGUCGGUCAGUUAUGAACAAUUUAGUUUAAUUUACUUGUGAUUCUUUGUUGGAUAAGGUCACAAGACGGAGUUUACUCAGUGUACACUCUCGAAUAAUGACUACAGGACAUGUUUCCUUGUCACCGAACAAAUUUUGUAAAUUGGUGUAAACAUUUAGGGUGUGUUUGGAAAGCUGGAAAAUGACUUCUGGAAAAUGUUUUCUAGAAAAUGAGUCAU
Ipomoea triloba (trilobed morning glory) is the source of this 2228-nucleotide messenger RNA. Its product is annotated as pentatricopeptide repeat-containing protein At4g21705, mitochondrial. The record is from RefSeq and is a predicted model, not a curated record. The transcript is spliced from 3 exons. Gene Ontology annotation, cellular component: mitochondrion. Gene Ontology annotation, molecular function: protein binding. NCBI's taxonomy places the organism in Eukaryota, Viridiplantae, Streptophyta, Magnoliopsida, Solanales, Convolvulaceae. The coding region runs from base 50 to 1555 and encodes 501 amino acids.